UGAAGUUGGGUCUCUUUUCAAUUGGUGCGUCUUCAAAAUCGAGCCUCGCACAACGCUGCUACGUUACUGACCAUCAACGUCGCGAUCACCAACAACGCGUAUACUCGAACGGUCGAUAGAUAUGGUAUCAGAACGACGAUCCUAUCGAAGGAAACUCCCAUGCAACCUGGAACAUACUCUGCUCACUAGUUGCAAGUUGUUCGCGUUUCUACAAGAAAAGAUCCCCGAAUAGCACACUCUAUUGACAUCUGCUCCUUUCAAUCUUACCAACGUUGAUCCAAAGAGCGCGCCGACCCCGGUUACGAAACUUUGUUCCUACGCAAAACUCAUUUGCCGCUGUACUGGGGCAUGCGAUGCGCAGAAUUGUCUGGGUUAGAUGUUAGCACAAAUGCGAACUGCCCAUACGAGCAUUCAGCCUCGACAACACCUCAACUAUCAGCGGAGAACCGCUUGUAUCGCCGCCUUUGCAAUGUUAUCGCUGUAUGCUCAACUCAUAUUUGCAUUAGUUGCAAAAACGCACCGGAUCCACCUUACAUGUGUCAAGAUCUGAAGCUAAGCAAACCUUUCCUGUUGAAUUCAAGAACGACUAUUGAGUGGCUUGACCCUACGAAUCGGCGCUUUCUCCUGGUGUCCAUACCGUCUAGCGACCCAAAGUGUCACUUGCUUCAUCCGGGUACACCCUUCCGGCUUUUCCAGAGAUGGUUUAACCAGCUCGCGCGGGUGAUUAGCGGGAGCCGCUAUGGACCCAUUGCGCCAGCGAGCCUUAUCCGUCCGAGGUCGGUUCUUGCCUCUUGGCUACGAUUUGUGCAGAUCGGUUUGACGAUCUUAUGGUCCCAUGAAUCGUAACAAUUUCAUCUCUCGACCUCAGUAUUUGUCAAUCACAGUGUCGAAGUUGCGGAUGCUACACCUUCUAGUCGGCGCUCAGCGGUGGGUCAGACGCGGACAAACUCAUCCUUUUUUACAAAGUCUUUCGGAUAGGAACCACCCGAGUCGAGCCCAGCCCCCGCGGAGCCUUUCAGUCACUUUUGCUCGAGGAGAGCGGAGUAACGAUCAAUGCAACUUGGACUGUUGUUCGUGUUUGAUAGUGAUGGUCACGAGCGCGUCUCCGAACGCUCAUCUCCAGAUCAUCGUUAUGGCGCCACUUUGCGGCCGGAGAUAAAAAUCAUUUCUGUUGGUACCG
Messenger RNA from Macroventuria anomochaeta, 1180 nucleotides. RefSeq lists its product as uncharacterized. The record is from RefSeq and is a predicted model, not a curated record. The transcript has a single exon. The coding region runs from base 349 to 846 and encodes 165 amino acids. Lineage: Eukaryota; Fungi; Ascomycota; Dothideomycetes; Pleosporales; Didymellaceae.